UGCUUUUCUCCCCACACACAGCUGCAACCCAGCAAAUAUGUACAGGCUGGAUGUAACGGAGACCUUUGCCGGCCUCAGCCUGCCUGGCCAUCUCCACACACAGGCGUCCCUGAACUUUGCCAGCACUUUCCAGUUCUGCAGCUCUGAUGUCCUCCUGGUUACCUACCCCAAAUCAGGUAAGGGCUGUGUGAGGCAGGGCAGUGGAGGGAAAAGCCCCUCAGAGGCUCACGGACCUCCCGCCCUCCUUUCUGUCUGCAGCAAAAGCAUUGGGCUGAAACAGGAACUUAGGGAGUUGCUUUAUUCUGUAUACAAAUGGCCAGCUUGAAACAUAGCUAGGUCACCCUUCUUCUUCCUUUUUAUUUUAAUUACCAUAUUUACUCAAAUCUAAUGCUCACCUUUAUUACGCUGCAAAAAUCGAGGGGUGCAUUAGAUUCGAUGGCACAUUAGACCUGAGUAAAUACGGUAGGGUUUAUUUAGGGGACGGCGCAUCAGAAUGCGGUGUUUUGCAAGAAACAACAGGUUAGGUACAGGCUAGAUAUGGGUUGCAGGUAACUGAUUGCAGGGUAAAUGAGAGAGUGUAUACAGCCUUGGUCAGACCACUGGUCUACUGAGCUGAUGGGGCCCUCCAGGGUUUCAGGCAGGGGCCUCUCUCUUCCAGGUCUAUCUGGAAAAGCUCUGGAUUGAGGCUAAGACAGGCUGCAUGCAAAGCAGAUGCUGUACCCCUGAGCCACAAAUACCUCUUAGCUGCAUAGGAAGCUGUAUUACACUGUCAGAGCUUGGUCUAUCUAGUCCAGUGUUGUCUUCUGUGACCGGUAGUGGCCCUCCAGGAUUUCAGUGAAGGUUCUUUCCCAGCCAUACCUGGAGAUGCUGGGGAUUGAAUCUGGGCCCUUCUGUUAAAGGACUCCUCUUCCUCUUCCAGAGCUGCAAUUCCCAGAGUGGUUUAACAACCAAUCCCUCUUCCAGGGAACUCCGGGAAUUGUAGCUCUGUGACGUAAACAAUUGGGAGAAUUGCCUCCUAGCGAUUUUUAGCACCCUUAAGAAACUUAACAUAACAGGACUCUUUGGGGGAAGCCAUGACUGUUUUAAGUGGCAUGAUUCUGUUUUAAAUGUGUGGGGCAAAUGUGUACUUAGUGUACAUUUCUCCUAACAUAUGUAUGCAAUUUUGCUUUACAUGAAGGCUUUUGCAAGCAAUUUCGCCCCCUCAUAGGCAUCUUUCUAUAUUAUUCUCAUUAGUAUAUGGAGUUUUAGGCACACUUUCACUUAUGUACUGUACACAGUUUUGUGUUAUUAUUUAUUGUACUCUUACCAAGUAACUCAAAGCAACCCACAUUAAAACCAAUUAAAAACAACAAUAAAAACCUAAAAACACAACAAUUCAAAUAAAAGACUAAAAACACAAACAAAAAGGCAGGACUACAAGCCCUACCCCAUGAAAAGAGGCCAUGGUAUCCUUCAAAUCAGAGGGCAAAAAUCCAGGGGAGAAAAUAAAAGUCUUUGUCCAGUGCCUAAAACAGUAUGAAGAUGGCACCAGGUGUACCUUUCUGGGGAGAGCAUUCCACAAACAGGGGGCCUCCACUGAAAAGGCCGGUUUGUGUGUUGUCACCCUCCAAGCCUCCUGUGAUGGGGGCACACAAAGAAGGGCCUCAGAUAAUGAUCGUAGGGUCCAGGUAAGUUCUUGUGGGGAGAGGAGGUUAUUGUGGACAUGAGCCACAUAAGGCUCAGCAUUUUGAACUGUACACUUUAUUUGCUUAGAAAACUGCACUGCAAAAUUGAGAAAAGGACAGAGUUCAAAAGAUACCUCUGUUUUCAUUUGCAUGCUGUUUGAGAUGUGCAGAUUAGAAAAGUUUGUGGUAAAAUGCAAACCAAACCAAAUGUCUCACCCAUCCUUAGAUAGUGUGAUAACUUUUUAAACAACCAGAAGCCUUCCUGUUAGGUAUUUUAGGUCAAGAUCUGCCAAAAGAGAAAAGGGCAUUAUUUAUGUAUGCUACUACAGCGGCGAGAAUUUUGAUAGCACAAAACUGGAAGACUGGAGAAAUUCCAACAAAGGAACAAUGGCAAGAGAAAUUGAUGAAUUAUGUGGAACUGGCAAAACUGAUGGAUAGACUAUGAGAAAAGGACAACAGUGACUUUGAAAAAGAGUGGGAACCUUUUAUAACAUAUUUGCAGAAACAAAGAAAAAACAUUGACUUGAUGACAGGAUUUAAAUAAACACUCACAUCUUUAUUGAUAGAGAACAUUUAAAAUAAUGAAGAAAUGAUACAGUGGAUUGUAAGAAACAGCAGUAUGCAAUAAGGGGGUAACAAACCAGAAAUUGAAGCUGAGGGAAGCCUGGGAGGGAAGGGGUGAAGAUGUGUAAUAUGUAUGUUACUGAUAUGAGAUGUUUGUAAUGACAGAAAAGAAAGUUUAAAAAAAAAUAUUUUUUUAAAAAAAAGAUAGUGUCAUAACUUUUGAGUGUGGGAGAUAGGUGGUGUCUAGUGAAAACCCAGGCAGUGCAAAGAGGAAGUCCAUCUCGAUUUUAAUCAUGGACAUCACCUGGCACACUGGGUUGCUCCAGGUUCGUAGCAGUGGGGUGGUCCCAGCAUCACACUUUGGCCUUCAAAGCUGCAUGGAACCAGUGGCCUAACCAGUGGCUCAGUUUUGCAACAGGAUGGUGACUCAAUCUGUAGUUCUCUAUCACCACCACCAAACCCUCAACAAACUUUUUGAUACUCAUACCUGCAGUGAAGGAUGUGGUGUCAGAAUGUGGCCACACCACUGUAUAAUUCAGCUUUGCUAAAAGGGUCCAGCAAAUUAAACAAAUUAAUCCUUUUCUGAUUGGUGUGGGGAGAAACGGGACAUGCUCAGCUCAUCUGUUUUUUCCUUUCUGGGAUGCCUCUUGUUUUAUCAUGGAGUCAAGAUUAUAGCAGUUUGUAAAGUGGAAGGCCAAGGGGCUCCUUAAGCUAAGAGAUCUUCCCCCCUAAAUGGCAGACAAGUUAGAGGGGAGAAACUGGAAAGUGCACUGAAAAAUGUGUACUUUAAUUGGAGGGGUAGGUGGGUUGCACUUCAUAUCCAGCUUGAAUACCGCUAGACAGAGGUGUAUGGAGUGUUAGGAGAGGGGUAUUACCUGUGGUGGGAGACAUGUCAUGCUCCUUUUGGGGUAGUUUGUCCACUUUUGAUACCCAUCCUGCACUCAGCACUGAACUGUGGCUCCUACAAGCUGUCAACAUGUGACAGUGGCCACAUCCCAGCAACAGCUUUGAUGACUGGCUAAACCAGGUGAGGGUAGCCGAUGGGUCUCAAGCCCUCAUUGUUCUAGGGACUUCCCCUGCAUGCAAAGACAGGCUCCGGCUGAUUGAGUGGACAAGACCAAUAGUGGGUCCAAUGGUCAAGAAGGUGGUUUCUGCACGUGCUGUAGAGGGAAGUGAGGGGCAGUUGGAGCUCAGCCUGGGAAAGUAGCCCAUCUUGGAGAAGGAAAGCAUGAGAGAUGAGGCAAUGUUCUGAUGACCAGAGGGUGGUAGUGGUUGCGGCUGGAAGUUGAAGGGACUGCAUGGAGUUAAGACUCACAGCAUCGAAGGCCUUCAGAUUCCUAAGCUGUCCCUUUGAUCUCUGUGCUAACCUACCCUUUGAAGUCAAAGUGAAAUGUGUCAAGUUACAUUGUCUUUCACUUCCACCUUCCCUCACACACUUUUCUCUGGACCUUGAGCCAACAGGUCAUCUCAGAUGUCUCUUCUGAGAACCAAGGGGCAAGUCUGGCUUCUUUGUUUCUCCAACUAAUUAGUGCUGUAGAACUCAAGAAUAUACUUCCCUUAAUAAACAUAAGCUUUCUUGUUUUAUAGUCCCAGUCUGAACGCCUUCCAUUUGAAGGUGUGCUCCAAAACAAGGAUUCCUUUCACUAAACUUCUGGUAUUGCAGCAAACUCCGUUGGCUGACACAAAAUUUGGUUACAAUAUCUGAAGCAGUAUCCAAAUGCGUGGCGAACGGACUGAUGAACUGCUUUCCAAAAUAUAUAGUAGAGACCACAGAAAUGAAUUUAACAAAUAGCAAAAUAAAAGAAAUUCUUUACCCUCUCCAUAUCUGUGUUGAGCCUCAACAGUCUCUGCUGGACUGGUACCAAUGAUGAGAAGCUGAAGCAGAACCGCAUCUGGUAAUAAUGACAAUGAGGCCACGGACUCACUGAGAGACAAGUGGGGAGCAGUCGGCCCAAGAGUUUUCCAGUAUCUGGAUUAGAGACUCAAGGAAGCCUUUCAUUUGUGCCAAUGGGAGUUUCCACUGAAAUGCAAUAGCAGCUUUAGAAGCACUUAUUUUUGUUGUGGAGCUUGGCAGAGAGAGAAAGAGAGAUGGCUGCAUAAACACCAUACCUCUAAAGCAUAUUCCCACACUGCCCAAAAAAUCCUUGUAACUGUAAGGGUAGACUACAGUUCCCAGAAUUCGUUCGUGUGUGUGUGUUGUGUGUUUUAAAUGUUUGUUAUGUAUGCAGAGAGAGAGAGAGAGAGAGAGAGAGAGAGAGAGAGAGAGAGAGAGAGAGAAUGUGUUCAACUCUCCUCCCCUCCUCCCAAAAUGUCUGCCAACGAGUUUCCAUACCAGAAACAACUGUAGACAUAUAACAAUUUAUUCAUAAUUGUUGGAUUUUCUACAGCAAGGGAACAUCUGGAUUAAAUGUAUAAAAAGUAAGGGUUGGCAUUUUGAUGAUGAUGACGACUUGUGAACAUUGCCAAAAACAACAACAACAACAAAACUGAACCAAUGCCACAGCAAACUCCCAUCUGGACCUGCCCCCAGUCUAUAAGAAAUGUCUAACUCAUGCUUUUAUUCAUCAAAUGAAUAAGCUAACACAGGCUGCAUGCACACCAUACAUUUAAAGCACAAGAUCUUCCCUCUAAAGAAUUCUGGAACUAUAAUUUACCCCCGCAGAGCUACAAUUUCCAGCACCCUUAACAAACUACAGGUCCCAGGAUCCUUUGGAGGAAGUCAUGUGCUUUAAAUGUGUGGAGUGUGCACAUUCACAGUUUAUCUCAUCCAUACAAUACAGUUAAAGCACAUUUAAAGGGCAUAGCUUCCUCCCAAUAAUAUUGGGAAAUGCAGUUUUUAAGGGUGCUGGGAACUGUUAUUCUGUGAGGAAUGAAACUACAGGUCCCAGGAUCCUUUGGUGGAACUCAUUUGCUUUAAAUGUACUUCACAUGUAUAGUGUGGAUGUGACCAAAGGUGGACCAAAGACUGCCUUCGAUAGUCUGUAACCUUAUUACACCUAUAUGAAUAAGCCUUCUUCCUUGCAACAGAAACAAUUGCAGUCCUUAUAUUUAACAAGCCUGCCAUUAAUGAGGUUGUCCCUGGAGGUCAUGCAGUGGUUGGAGGUCAGAGGCCUUCCCCUGCUGAUGUUCUUGUCCUCCCCUCUAGGCACCACCUGGAUGCAGGAGAUCCUGACCUUAAUCUACAGCAAAGGAGACCCUCAGCCUGCCAAGAACAUCCCCAACUGGACCCGGAACCCAUGGCUGGAGCACACUUACUUCUCAGAGAUUCUCCGGGAGACAGAAGGACCUCACCUCCUCACCACCCAUUUGCCCUACCGUGUGUUAUCAGCUUCUCUGAGGAAAGCUAAGCCCAAGGUAUGUGCAAGGAGAUCCCAUACUUGGCCAUAUAGGGCUGGCUCUACCGUAAGGUAACUGUCUCAGGCGGCAGAUGUCCGGGGGUGGCAGCAGUAGCAGCAGCAGCCUUCAUGGCUGUUUCCUCCUGAGCCCCUUGGCCAUUCCCUUCUGUUGGAACAUAAGCAGCUGCCUUAUUUCAAGGCAGACUAUUGUUCCAUCUGGCUCAGUGUUGGCUGCGUCAGGCAUGGGGAAGCUCAGGCCUCUCUAACUGGCCCCUGGGUCCCUCCCCGCAGCACACCAGUUCUCCCUAAGCCACACCCCCUCACUGGCCCUGCUGCACACCCUCGUUGGGUGUUUUUGCUCAGCAGGAAUAUAUCCUUGAACUCUUGCUUGGCUGGAUAGAGAACAGAGAAGGGAGCGAGAAUGUAUGUGGAAACUAUGCUACUGUUCAAAGGUAAACUUGCACCCCUUUGCCCCACCCACUUUUGCCUCUUGCCAUGCCCACCACUGGCAUGUGGCCCCCCAGAAAUCUCCCCAGAAGGGAAUGCGACCCUUGAGCCCAAAAGGGGUUCCCCACCCCAAGUCAUUAACACUUGGACUGCCAGCAGCUCUCCAAGAUUUCCCACCAGGCAUUUUAACUUAAGGAAACUUAUUGGCAACCAGCAGCCCUCUCAAAAAGAUAAGAAGAAAGAUGGAUUUGGCACUAUGGUCUCGAUUCAUGUCGUUUAUUAACAACAGUACAGUGGGAUUCCUUCUGUCUCAGUCACAGCAGCCACUAUGGAGAAAUUAUCUUCACACUUUAGAUUGAAGAAUACACUGUGGAUGUGAGUUUAAUCUGUAAUGUAAAACAUUUUUCAAGUCUGUUUUGAUGUCAUGUGGAUGACUGCAUACAAGACUUAACAUGUGUACAUGUAUUUGUCCUGGAAGACAACACUUUUUUGUAUUUUAUUUUAUUUUUUACAAAUUUCAUUAAAGUUUGUAAAAGGGAGGGGAAUAAGAAUAUAGGAAGAGCCUUGCCCGCUUAGGUUGCAUGCACACCAUACAUUUAAAGGACACUUCCUCCGAAUAAUCCUGAGAGCUGUAGUUUGUUAAGGGUGCUGGGAAUUUUAAUUCUAUGCAGAGUAAGCUACAGUUUAUCCUGGAAAUGUGCUUUAAACACUAUGGUUUGUAUGCAGCCUUAGAUGGCUUUAAAAUUUGGAGUUAGACAACUUCAAGGGGGAUAAGGCUAUCCGUGGCUACUAUUAGUCAUGAUGGCUCUAUGCAGUCUCUAGAUUCAUAUAUUGUAUGCCUCUGGGCACCAGUUCCUGGGGAACAACCGCCGCAGGAGGGUCUUGUUUGUGGGCUUCCCAGAGGCACUGAGGUGGCCAUUGUGGGGCUGGUUGGGUGGCUCUUGUUAUGGAGGGGAAGGAAAAUGGAGGGGUGCUUUUCAUCCUUUCCACCUGGGCUGUGUCGUGUUGACCUACAUGGCGUGUGCCCUCUGCCUCUUCAUUUGCUCCAGCAGGUGAUCCACCUAACCAGAAACCCCAAAGAUGUUGCUGUGUCCUUCUAUCACUUCUGCAGGAUGGCCAAAUUCUUCCCUGACCCUGGCACCUUUGAUGAGUUCCUCCUCAGCUUCUUGGAUGGCACAGGUGUGUGAGUCAGGUGGGGCAUCUCUGCGUCACAGGUGUCAUUUGGGCUGCCUGCCUAACAAUGCCUUAACUAUCAUGGCUUCAAUCACACACACACCCCAGAGCCACCUGGGAAUAUGUAGUUUUGAGAUGGUACAGAUACUUCUACCUAAUAGAGGAAGGGCCAAAGUUCAGUGGUGAAAGGUCCUGGGUUCAAUUCACAGCACCUCCAGAAGAGACGCAUGUCUGAAACCCCAGAGAGCCUGUCAGUGUAGCGCAGGGGUGGGGAACCUUUUUCUGUCUGAGAGGCACAUUCCCUUUGGGUAACCUUCCAGGGGCCUGAGCACAAGAGCCCUCUCCCUUCCUGUGUGCUUUCCAGCAACUGAUAUUUCAGAAGCAUUACUGCCUCUGACUGUGGAGAGCCAUAUUCUCUAUGAAUGUGUCGAGUCCUCUUUCAAAGCCAUCCACCACUGCCCACUUUGAGAGCGAGAUCCAUAGUUUAAUGCGCUGCGUGAAGAAGUCCUUUCUUUUGUCUGUUCCGAAUCUCCAAACAUUCAGCUUCAUUGGACAUCCAUGAUCUCUAGCAUUGAGAGAGAGGGAGGAAAACAUUUUCUCUAUCCACUUUCUCUGUGCUCUGCAUAAUUUUAUAAACUUCAGAUCUUGCUCAUCUGUUCUCUAAGCUAGUUGCUGGGUCAUUUCUCUUGGCAGCAACACUGUGCCCGGGGUGUUUCCUAGGGCAGCUGGGUGCGCUGCAAGACACAGAGUGUCAUGGAGACCCCAGUCACCUUAAGUUGCAGAGGGCCCUAUGCACAGUGUACUGGGCCCUGGAAGACCUGUUAGCAUCCCAUUCCUCAGAGUAAGCAAAAGGCAGAGUUUGUAUUUCCCACCUCUGGAAUCUGGCCUGAUUUUGAAAUUGUACCUUUAAAUUAGCAUAUACAAAUUUUAUGUGCAAAUUUGCACUGUGGGCCUGUGCCCUGGCGUCAUUUAAAUACCCAGCAGCACUGAGGGCUGGACCCAUAAUGAUGCUACCUGCAGCAACAGAAAUUCAGUUCCCUACAGUGUCAUCAUUGCUGCUAAAAAGCCAUGAGGAAACUCAUAAAAGCUGAGAUUUAAGGUCACAAUAACACAGUAAAAGAACAUAUAACUUCUCUCCCUGUGUGCUAUCUGGGAUCUUUGCUGCUAACAAUAGUGCCUGUUUGUAAACCUUACAUUUGCUCGCAUUUUGAUUUUACUCUGGGAUCUAUAGUGCUACCAGUACAAUCUUAGUACUACUACAACUUACUGCUUCUAUUUGGAAUUUCUAGUACCACUAGAAGUGUCAUAUUAUUACUACAAUCUGGGAUCCCUACUGCUACCAGUAGUGUCUUUUUCUCUUUGAAAUCCAGUUUGUUUGUUUUUUGAAAAAUAAAUAAAAAUAAAACAUUUUGGGGGCAGUCUGGCCUCCAUUUUAAAACAAUUUAAAAUAGUAAUUGAAAUUCUUACACAAAUAUGAAACCAUAAUAAGCAGUUGUUUGAUUUCUGCCCUCUGAGGUUUGUACUGAGGUUUCAGGAGGGUCACUCUAAGGGAAUGUAGCUUCUUAAAUUUCCAGCUGUGUUAGCUUGGAUACCUUCCCGAACUUCUGCCCUUUUAAUAUGAGCUUAUGAAACACUUUUCUAGCAAACACCCACAGGACAGCAGAGGUCAGGUUUCCCUUUUGAUCCUAGCAAAGUUCACUGCAGUUUGCAAAGCCUUGGAGCUGUGUGAUUUUAGUCAUUGCAAAGUGGCAGUUCUGAAAAGCAGAACCACUAAAUAAACCCAGCUUCUAACUUGCUUGAACUGGUAGUUAUUGAGACCACCUUUAUUUAAUCAGAAAUCCAGUUGAGACAGCUUGCUGUGAAACAGAAUGGGAAGGAUCCUUGCACCUAUGGAACUUCUGCCUGUCAUACUACUAAUGUUAAAGGCACAGUACACUUUCUAUUCUAUUCUAUUCUAUUCUAUUCUAUUCAAGUGGCAACUCCAACUGUGCCAGAUCACUGGUUUUGAUUCUUCCUAUUUUAGAUGGGGAGUCUGUUCCCUGCAUUACUAGGGGAGAUUUUUUUUUAAAAAAAGAUAUUUAUUAAGAGUUUACAAAUUACAUCCAGAGGUACUUUAAACAAUUAUAUACACAAGGGCCACAGAAAGAAAUGGAUAUAGAUCGAUUUUUGAAGAUAAAUGGACUACAAAAAAUCUCUCAAGAAAACAAACUAAUGUUGAACUAUAAAAUAUCUGAACAGGAAGUAGAAGGUGCCAUUCAAAACAUGCAACUAGGCAAAUCUCCAGGACCGGAUGGGCUGACUUCUAGAUACUAUAGAUCCUUGAAAGAGUGGUUAGUACAACCUUUAAAGGAAGUCUGCAAUGAAAUAUUGGACGGGAAAAGGGCACCAGAGUCGUGGAAAGAAGCGUAUAUUACCCUUAUACCGAAAACAGAGACUGAAAAGACUCAGCUUAAGAACUACCGCCCCAUAUCAUUACUUAAUGUGGAUUACAAAAUUUUUGCAGAUACUCUGGCCAAGAGAUUGAAAAAAGUGUUGAUGGAAGAAAUUCAUAAAGACCAAGCGGGCUUUCUCCCGGGAAGACACUUGUCUGACAAUUUGAGGAAUAUAAUUAAUAUUUUGGAAAAAUUAGAAGUGAACAUAAAUACUAAAGCUGUUUUGAUAUUUGUGGACGCGGAGAAAGCUUUUGAUAAUAUCUCUUGGAGCUUUAUGAAGAAGAACCUACAGGGGAUGGGGGUAGGCCAAGGCUUUGAAAACAGUAUAAGUGCAAUUUAUUCAGAACAAAAGGCUAAACUAAUUGUAAAUAAUGUGGUGACGGAAGAAUUUAAGAUAGAAAAAGGGACACGACAAGGUUGCCCAAUCUCCCCAUUGCUUUUUAUAUUGGUCCUGGAGGUUUUGCUGAAUAUGAUUAGAAGGGACCAGUUGGUUAAAGGUAUACAAGUCGGAGCCAAACAGUACAAAUUGAGAGCAUUUGCAGAUGACUUAGUAUUGACGUUACAGGAGCCAGAAUCUAGUACCAAAAGGGUUUUAGAACUGAUUCAAGAAUUUGGUCAGGUUGCAGGAUUUAAACUGAAUAAGUUAAAAACUAAGGUUUUAGAGAAAAAUUUAACACCGAUUGAGAGAGAGAGGUUUCAGAAUGAGACAGGCUUAACAGUGGUUAAGAAAGUGAAAUACCUGGGGAUUAACAUGACAGCAAAAAUGGGAAUUUAUUUAAAGACAACUAUGAAAAAUGCUGGGCCAAGUGAAAAAGAUUUAGAAAUUUGGUCAAAUUUGAAGCUUUCACUGCUGGGUCGUAUUGCUGCGAUAAAAAUGAAUGUAUUGCCUAGAAUGUUGUUUUUGUUUCAAACAUUGCAAAUUGUGGACAAAAUGGACUGUUUCAAGAAGUGGCAGAGAGAUAUUUCUAGAUUUGUCUGGCAGGGCAAGAAGCCUAGAAUAAAAUUUAAAAUACUAACAGAUGCAAAGGAAAGAGGUGGAUUUGCCCUGCCAGACCUUAAACUUUACUAUGAAUCAGCAACUUUUUGCUGGUUGAAAGAAUGGCUGCUUCUUGAAAACACAGACAUUUUGGAUUUAGAAGGUUUUAAUAAUGUAUUUGGAUGGCAUGCAUAUCUGUGGUAUGAUAAGAUCAAAGCACAUAAAGCAUUUAAGAACCAUAUUGUCAGGAAAGCAUUGUUUAAUGUCUGGAUAAGAUAUAAGGAUUUAUUGGAAAAUAAAACCCCAAGGUGGCUGUCACCGAUGGAAGCGAAAGCAUUGAAAAAGCUCAGUAUGGAGGCCAAAUGGCCAAAAUAUUGGGAAAUUCUGGAACAAGAGGGAGACAGAUUGAAACUGCAGAGUUUUGAGAAACUAAAAACAAAGUGCGAGGUUGGCUUCAUUAUUAUCAGAUAAUGGAGGCAUAUAAUUCGGAUAAGAAAAUUGGCUUCCAGGUGGAAAAAUCAAAAUUAGAAACAGAACUGUUAGAACCCAAAACUAAGACUUUAUCGAGGAUGUAUAACUUGAUGUUGAAAUGGAAUACUCAGGAUGAAACGGUGAAAUCCGCUAUGAUUAAAUGGGCACAAGAUGUUGGACAUAACAUAAUGAUGGCUGACUGGGAACAGUUAUGGACCACAGGUAUAAAGUUUACGGCAUGUAAUGCCUUAAGAGAGAAUAUUAUGAAAAUGAUUUACAGGUGGUACAUGACACCUGUCAAGCUUGCAAAAAUCUAUCAUUUGCCCGAUAAUAAAUGUUGGAAAUGUAAAGAAACUGAAGGUACAUUCUUUCACCUUUGGUGGACGUGCCCAAGGAUUAAGGCUUUCUGGGAGAUGAUCUAUAAUGAAUUGAAAAAGUAUUUAAAUAUACCUUCUUGAAGAAACCAGAGGCCUUUCUCCUGGGCAUAGUCGGCCAAUUGGUGCCAAAGAAGGAUAGAACUUUUUUUAUGUAUGCCACAACAGCAGCAAGAAUACUCAUUGCAAAGUAUUGGAAGACACAAGAUCUACCCACUCUGGAAGAAUGGCAGACGAAGGUGAUUGACAACAUGGAACUGGCGAAAAUGACUGGCAGAAUCCGAGACCAGGGAGAAGAGUUGGUGGAAGAAGAUUGGAAGAAAUUUAAAGACUAUUUACAGAAAUAUUGUAAAAUUAAUGAAUGUUAGAAUGAUGUUGGAUAGAAAUUAAAUGGUUUUUAGCUGAAAUAUUAUUUUAAGAUUAAAGAUUAGGAUAAACAAAGAGGGGAAGGAUUUGCUGAACCAACAAACUGAACUGGAAUACAAAAAAGGGAGGCGUGAGGAGGUCCGGGAAACAAGCUAAUGAAAAAUAAGUAAUGGAAAGAUUGACUUGUUUUUAACUAUUUUUAUUUUGUAUUUUUCUUUUUUCUAUUUUUAUUUUGUAAUAUUUUGAAAACCUUAAUAAAUAUCUUAUAAAAAAAAAGAGUUUACAAAUUACAGAAUAAGAGAACAGAAAAAGAAAUUUUUUGUUGAUUCAGAGCAACAUUGCACACUUUGCUAUUUACCUUUGCUUAAAUGAGCCAGAGCCACUGGAUGGAUUAACCACAUUCUGAAAUCUCAGCAAAGGGCAUGAGGGUGGAAUGGACCCUGCCCUCCAGGGAGACCUGUAGACUGGCUGGCUGGCAUUAUUGCAGGGGUGGAAAACAUCAGACCCAGAGCCUCUCUAUGUGGCCCUUGGAACUCUCCCCAGUCAAACACACCCCGCACCAGUCCCAGAGUGUUUUUGCUGGGCUGGAAUGUGUCCUUGAAUUCUGAUCAUGCCACUUGCUUUUGUGGAUGGAGGUUAGAGCGUUGUGUGUUGAAAGUAGCCUACUCUGUAUAAAGGUAACAUUUACAGUCAUUACCUUAACCACUUUUGCAUCUGGUCCUGCCACUGCUGCCAUGUGGCCCUCGGAAGGUCGCCCCAGACUGAGAAAGAUUAAUGCAAUGUUGAAGGCAAAGACACUGCUUUCCCCCUCUGACCCAUCUCUUCUGUCCUGUCCCACACAGUGCACUACGGCUCCUGGUUUGAACACACCAGAGGCUGGCUCAGCUGCAAGGAGGAGUUGGAUGUUUUCUACAUCACCUACGAGGAACUACAUCAGGUGAUUUCCCCUAGCCCAGGGGUCAGCAAACUUUUUCAGCAGGGGCCGAUCCACUGUCCCUCAGACCUUGUUGGGGGCCGGAAUAUAUGGGGGGGGGGAUGAACAAAUUCCUAUGCCCGACACAUAACCCAGAGAUGCAUUUUAAAUAAAAGCACACAUUCUACUCAUGUAAAAACACGCUGAUUCCCGGACCACCUGCGGGCCGGAUUUAGAAGGCAAUCGGGCCAGAUCUGGCCCCCGGGCCUUAGUUUGCCUACCCAUGCCCUAGCCCCCCCCCAUGAUAUGGGUGGUUAAGUUGAUGCAGCCUUGUCUGUGGGCCUUUUGUUUGGAGAGCAGGUGGGAAGUCUUGGUUUGGGAGGGUGGGUGUGAGCAAUUGCCCUGGAGUGACAGGUUCAUGCAGGCAGCUCAGGGAACAGGUUGGAUGGUGAUGCUUGAGGACGGGCUGCAGAUUAGCAGCAGAGACCCUGCUUUGCAUGCAGAAGACUCCAGGUUCAAUCCGUGGCGUUUCCAGGUGGGGCUGAGGAAGGCCCAUCUGAAACUCUGGAGAGUCUCUGCUAAUCAAUGUAUAGACAGUAUCAGGGAGCUACAUUCCCUGUAUUGUUUUGCCAUAGCUUAGCAGCAGAGCUCCUGCCUUUCAUGCAGAAGGCCCCUGGUUCAAUCCCCGGCCUCUCUAGGUAGGGUUGAGAGAGAUCCUUGCCUGAAACCCUUGAGUGCUGUUCCCAGUAAGUGUAGACAAUACUGAGCUAGGUGGGCCAAUGGUCUAACUAGGUAUAAGCUUCCUCUGUUCCCUUUUCUAGCUUUUAAAAAAACACCAACUUUGCAGAGUAGCUGGACAUGCUGCAAAGCUCAGUGCCAGUGAGAUCCUGGGCACCUACCCAUCUUGAUUUGCCCGGGGACAAAUGAGUGUCCCAGGCCUGCACCUUGAGUGUUUUAUGUGUCUCUCAACAGCUGGAUGUAGCCUGUAAGGUCCAGCUUCUUCCCUCUACUCACUUCUGUGAUCCCAGGGUAAGGAUAAGAGAUAAAUUCAAUUCAGUUUGCACGUUCUGAAACAAUAUGCAAACUGAAGCAGCAAUCUUUUGUAAUCCGCACUUCUCUGAAUUUUGCAGCGCAGUUCUCAAGACAAGGAAGGUCCACAAAAAUGCACCAACCUGAGUAAAGCUUACAUUAAAAUGAUUACAUUACUGAAAAGGACAUGCAUUAUAUUAAGAGAAAGCCGCUUUGCAAAAAUGUUUAUAUUAGGCAAAAUUGCAUAGAAACGUGUUUGUAUUGGGAUUCACAGCUAAAAUGCCGGUGAAUUUUCAUUCUUAAAAUAUAAAUCUCACACUAAUGCAGAAAUGCACAGAACUGAACUUAAGAUUGGGAAAAAUGAGAAACUAAAAUGGAUUUCCUUGCCUGCCCUUUCCCCAGGAUCUGGAAGGCUCUGUGGAGCGACUGAGCGCCUUUCUUGACUGCCCUUUGCAACCAGGCCAGAUGGCUUCCAUCCAAAAGCAUUGUAGUUUUGCUUCCAUGAGAAACAACACCAUGGUGAAUGGUACACUCGUCCCUCAUGAGAUCAUGGAUCCAACCAAGAGCCAGUUCAUGCGGAAAGGUGGGUGGGGAGACAAGGAGGGCUGGGCGAGUGGGAACUUCUGCAGCAAAGCUGCUGCUCCCUGCUCUGUGCUCCUUCAAAACAAACCCAGUAUUAGUUUGCUGCAGUCUGUGGCAGAGUUUCUCCUGCAUGUUCCAUCUCAGAAGCCUGCUCUGCCGUAACUCAGAGCAAGGCUGCUAGUGUGGCUGCCCCUGUUCUGCAGAGCACCAUUCCUGUCGAGAUAAAACAGGCAUCCACUAUCUGCAUUUCCCACACUCCUCAGUCACUAAUUGCUGCCUCUGGCCAGAUGUUGCUGGACAAGGUGAUGUCUGCUGUGCUCUGACCCAGCCAGACAAUGCCUUUGUGUUCUUCUUAGGUAUUGUUGGAGACUGGAAGAACCACUUUUCCCCACUGCAGAUUGAGAGGUUCAACAAGAAGUACCAGCAGGAAAUGGGAGACUGCUGCCCGUGUUUCAUGGACUGAUGGCAACAUGAUCCAGGAGCCAAGGGAUUAUAGCCAGCUGGGGAUUCCCACUGUGUUCAAAGAACCAAAUCCUACAGACCAAUGGUGGGUGUAUGGGGACCAGCUUGCCAGAAAAGGGCAGCCACUGGACAAAGGCUCUGCAGGGACCUUUCCCAUGCCAGAUGAAAUGUGAACGAGCUCCGAUUCAAGGUCGUCACCCACAUAGACAGAAGCUGUCUACCUCCCAUAACCUGGUGUCUACCUUCUGUAACCUAGUGUCCUCCAGAUGUUUUGGACCAGAACCCCAAUCAACAUCAGCCAAGUUGACCAUUGAUGUUGAUGAGAGUUGUAGUCUGAAACACCUGGAGGGCCCUCACCAGCAAUGAAGAUCUUUUGCCUGAGAUUCCUGUUACCUGAGGUCCUUUAACCAGAGAUGGAUGAGAUUGAAAUGGGGAUCUUCUUCAGAGAAGCCACAUUCUCUGCCAAUGAGCAGGGGGUGGUUGGGAAGGCUCUGUGGGGAGUAAAUUGCCAGCUUACCACUCUGUCAGGGGUGGGAAACCUGAUCCAGGCCCUCUGUAUGCUGUUGGACUCCAGUUCCUAUCAGUCCCAGCCAGGGCGGCCAGUGCUCAGCAGUCUCUUAAGUAGUCAGCUGCCUGUACCCAGGACUCAAUAAAAUGUUUUAUCAGUACCAUCUUGUGUGUAUACUAAACAUUGCUGGAACUCACAGAAGUAGCAAAGUGUGCUUCAUCAGUUUUGUAUUACUUACCCAACAGCAACAGCACAUCCGUUAAACAUCCAAACCUAAAAAUCCAGAAUGGCUGCUGGCUGAGGCUGAUGGGAAUUGUAGUCCAAAGCUUCUGGAGGGCAGCAGGUUAGGGCAAGGUGGCCAUUUCUCUCUCUUUCACACACAUGGACCAGACAUAGUUCUGUGGUGCUCUGAUACCCAAGUGGGGACCCCAUGUACACAGGAGUGAGUUAUAUUCUGACACACUGAAUUAACUCCCUGUCAUUUUUAUAAUGGUUUUCCUGUAUUGUAUUUGCAUUUUCUGCCACCACAUUUUAUAAUUUGCCACCCUGGAAAUGUUGUUGAGUGAGGGAGAGAAAUCCAUUAGCAGUUUUUAUGAGGCUGUAGAAGACCUCACAUGAGCUAUAGUGUCAGGAGACUGAGUGAACUCUGCUGCUUAGGGGCCAGGAAGUGAAAGGCUCAGUUGGGUUCUACAGAGUGUUCCAACAGCCACCCCCCACCUACAAAUGCAACAUCACUCAAAAUUGUUCUUGGGCAAUAUUGUAUUCUAAAGGGGAAGAAUAUAUGGAAAGGAAUGAAAAACAGCAGCACAGAGGAGAUUGCCAAUGGCAUUUUCUCAACCUGCUGUUGCCUUCCACAGCCCACUGACAUGCUGCCAUCCAGAAGUUGAGAUUUCCUCCCCCACCCGCAUGUCAGGAAAAGCUUCACCAUGUCAAAUCCUGCACAAUAGGCUUCUGUCAAGGCAGAGGAACAGGGCCAGAAAAUUAUGCUGGCAAUUCUCCCUCCAUCCCCCAAACUACUGGCAUGGGGGAGGGGGGAGCAACCCAAGGGCCUUUGACAGUGCUAGCAGAAAAUAAAAAUUAGGAGGCAGAAUCCAAAAGUUAUUUCAAAAAUCUUUAUUUUUAUUUAAUCAUUUUAAAUUAUAACUUAAUAAUUUUUCUCCAAGGAACACAACACUUACAGAUCAGAAAGGAAAGGGGGAGGGUGGAGAGAGAGAAAGGAUUGUUACUUACACACAGAACUCCAAGCCACAAAAGGAUUUUUAAAAGGCUCGGAAAACAAUAAAACAGAGGGGGAUAGUUUUAGAGAGAGGUUUGGGUUUACAAAGUAGAUUUGGAUCAUUUCAUGCUGUUUUUCUUUUCUUUACAUAAAAAAACAAUAAUACUCUCAAUAUGGCUAUUUUAAGCAAAUCAGAUACAAACAUGCUAUUUCGCAUAAUCGCUGUUGCACAACAGCUACAGAGUGGGAGAGAAUCCCACACACACACAUAGAGAGAGAGGGUAGGAAUAUUGCAGGUGAAAGGAGGAAAACAAAUAGAGGGCUCUUGGCAUCCCAUCACGAACACAGCUAGUUUUCUGAACAGAAGCCCUGCCUGAGAUCUUAGUCCAAUUUUGUUGCAGCAGAAAAAAAUUCUGUAACAAGUUUGCCCCAAUACCCCACCCGCCACCGGCCUUUUUGCAAAAAAAAUAGAAAUAAACAAUGCCUACUAG
Molecule: messenger RNA, 17003 nt
Organism: Podarcis lilfordi (Lilford's wall lizard)
Lineage: Eukaryota; Metazoa; Chordata; Lepidosauria; Squamata; Lacertidae
Source: the annotation of a GenBank genome assembly